AUUGGCCAUUAUCAGUAAGUGAUUUUAAAAAAACUGAUGCUAUUAUCAAGAAAGAAAUUAGCAACAAUAUGAUAGAUAAUGAAGUCAAUACUAGCGAAAAUUUGAUAUUCGAAGAUGAAAAAUGGAUGUUGAAUGAAAAUAUGUCUUUUAAAUAUAAUGAAAAGAAUUUUGAAGAAGAUGUUGAUGAUUUUGAAAAAUACUCAGAAAAGAGUUUUGAAAAAAAUUUUGAAAAACAAUUCAACAAAAAAUAUCAUAAAGAUUAUGAAAAUUCUAAGACGUAUUCUGAGAAGGAUUUUGAAGAUCUUAGAUUUAUUUCAGCUCAUAUUGCUAUUCUGUAA
Cetraspora pellucida is the source of this 338-nucleotide messenger RNA. Lineage: Eukaryota; Fungi; Glomeromycota; Glomeromycetes; Diversisporales; Gigasporaceae. The record is from the annotation of a GenBank genome assembly.